AUGCAGGUGCAAGUACGCCAACGCAACCUACUGUACGCCGGCGUCGAGACAGAGGGCGGACUGUCCCACAACCUGCGAGCACCGUACAAACUGUCUGAGCCACCUGUCAGGGAGUACCUAUUGCUCCGUACAAACUGUCUGUAUUCUCCUCUCUACCACAGUGCCACGCCCUAUCUGUCAGGGCGGUCUGCCCCACAACCUGCGAACACCGAGACCUGCCACGCCCUAUCUGUCAGGGCGAGCUGCCCCACAACCUGCGAACACCGAGACCGUGAGUACCUAUUGCUCCGUACAAACUGUCUGUACUCUCCUCUCUACCACAGUGCCACGCCCUAUCUGUCAGGGCGGUCUGCCCCACAACCUGCGAACACCGAGACCGUGAGUACCGCUCCGUACAAACUGUCUGUGUCUGUACUGCCUCUCUACCACAGUGCCACGCCCUAUCUGUCAGGGCGGACUGUCCCACAACCUCUGCGAGCACCGACCUGCGACCAGCUGGAAUGCCCAGAUGCACCCAGUUUUCCCCAUGCGCACACGGUCCCCAUCAAGAGCAAAUACUUCUUCCUCGACACCGUGAACUACGAAUGCGACGAAGGUUACUACAACGUCGGAUCGAAACCUGCGUUGGUGUGCAACGAGACUGCGCAGUGGAAGUACGCUCGAAAAGUCACAUUCCCCGACUGUAUAGUGAUAGAAUGCAGUAGACCUCCAACUAUUGCGCAUGCGUCAUGGGAAGGAUCUUCCUUUGAGUUCAACAACUCAGUGGUGUACACCUGUGAUCUCGGAUACGAGGCUGCAACCGGAAGUGACGUCAGAACAUGUGACUCCAGCAGAACGUGGUUAGGGGAAGAUCUCGUGUGUGAAAGGGUGACCUGCGGCGAUCCACCCCCCAUGAACCACACCAUCGUUACCUUCAACCUCGUGCAGGCGACGUACACGUGUGAUAAGGGAUACAACGCCACGUCGCCAUCAGCCGUCAAACUGUGCUCCGUCUACGGCAACUGGACGGGGCCGGAUCUCGAGUGCACACGUGAGAUAUCAUAG
Messenger RNA from Haliotis rubra (blacklip abalone), 1044 nucleotides. RefSeq names its product sushi, von Willebrand factor type A, EGF and pentraxin domain-containing protein 1-like. Lineage: Eukaryota; Metazoa; Mollusca; Gastropoda; Lepetellida; Haliotidae. The record is from RefSeq and is a predicted model, not a curated record. Bases 1 to 1044 code for a protein of 347 amino acids. The transcript has 6 exons.